Molecule: messenger RNA, 2847 nt
Organism: Eleginops maclovinus (Patagonian blennie)
Lineage: Eukaryota; Metazoa; Chordata; Actinopteri; Perciformes; Eleginopidae
Product: prostaglandin E2 receptor EP1 subtype-like
Exons: 3
Coding region: 262-1419 (385 amino acids)
Biological process (GO): adenylate cyclase-activating G protein-coupled receptor signaling pathway; positive regulation of cytosolic calcium ion concentration; inflammatory response
Cellular component (GO): plasma membrane
Molecular function (GO): prostaglandin E receptor activity
Source: RefSeq, a predicted model, not a curated record
AGAGGACACAAUUGUGCAACGAUACAGAGAGCAGCUUGUCCUGAGAGGAGUUUCUACAGAGGGCAGAAUGAGGAAACACUGCAGGUGAAGAAGUCCUCUGAGUUUGGAACGACACAGGAAGAUACCAACAACAACAACUGGGAUUAAAUUCUGCUAAAUGAUGAGUUAUUGUCAGAGGGAUCCUGAUCAUCUCCAUGGAUUUAUUAUCUCAAAGUGUCUUCUCAACCAGAGGAACCACACCAGACCCACAGUCACACAGUGAUGCUGGCCAUGCAGCAUUACAACUCCUCCGGCGUUACCGCCACCUUCCCCCUCUCCAACCAAACCCCCACGAUGCAGGCGUCGGUGGUUGAGGCUGUGGCAUGUAACGCCACCGGCUCGGCGAACAACCCGACAGCCGCCGGUCUCAGCAUGACUCUGGGCAUCCUGUUCAACGUGGUGGCCCUCAUCAUCCUCGCCAAGGCCUAUAGUCGCUACCGGCGGCGGUCCAAGGCGACGUUCCUGCUCUUUGCCAGCUCGUUGGUGGCGACAGAUUUAGCCGGACAUGUGAUCCCUGGAGCUCUGGUGCUGAGGCGGUACUCGGUGCACACAGAGGGGUCCACAGUUGAUCCUGUUUCCAGAUUUCAAGGUGACCCGGAUAACCCAGAUGCAUCUUGUUUGUUUCUGGGUAGUUGCAUGGUGUUCUUUGGACUCUGCCCUCUUUUCUUGGGUUGUGCCAUGGCUGCCGAGCGCUGCCUUGGCAUCACCAAGCCUUUGCUUCACGCUCGUUUAGUGACCACAGCUCGGACUAAGAUGGCCCUCGCCCUGAUCUGGCUGCUAGCUCUAUGUGUGGCCCUCCUACCUAACUUCAGCCUGGGGGCCUACACCUACCAGUUCCCGUGGACGUGGUGCUUUAUAAAGGUGGUGGAGGGCACCACAGCCACAGAUCUGGCCUUCGUGAUGGUGUUCUCCGGACUGGCUUUGAGCUCUUUGGCCUCGGCCUUUGUGUGCAACACCAUCAGUGGCAUCACGUUGAUAAGAGCCCGGCUAAAAAAGAAAAAGUCCUGCUCCCAUCGCAGCUCCACCGGGUCCCAGGACACGGAGAUGGUGGUGCAGCUGGUCGGCAUCAUGGUCACCUCCUGCAUCUGCUGGAGCCCUCUGCUGGUUUUUGCACUGAUGUCCGCCUCAAGGUCGUACAGUGGCAUGUCAGGCAGUGAGAGAGACACUUACAGGGGGCUGAUGGUGACCGGUGUCAGGAUGGCCACCUGUAACCAGAUCCUCGACCCGUGGGUUUACAUCCUGCUGCGACGCGCCGUUCUCAGGAAAAUCUACCGGAUCACCAAAAGAAGGGCCAGUUUCAAGGGGAGCACUUUCCGCUCUGUGCGCUGGGAUAUCAGCUCCUUCCAGAACUCAGAGAAGAGCAGCGUUCAGAACAUUUAAAUGGACUUCUUCACCUGAUGUGGCCCAGCACCUUUUCCCCCUUCCUGUUUGAAAGCAAACUUCUUCUGGUUUAGCACUAGCAGUUUUGUAAACAACUCGUUAUAUUUGGGAACAUUUACAGCUAUAGAGUGGCGAUGCAGGCCAACACAACCAUCAUCCAUACGUGGCAGGCAGUAUUUCAUAUGAAAAGGUCCAGAAAAUCUCAUAUGAGGACAUUUUUUACAACUCGUGUCACUGGUGUCUCUUUGUGAAAAUGGCUCCUAUGAGGAACUGAGAGAAACUGAAGCACCCCAGCCUGCCAGACUCCAUAAAAUAGCAAAUGUUGACCCUGUUUUUGUAAUAACUUCCAAUACCAGAAGGGUAGACGAAGGUCCAAAGUGUUGAAGUUCAUAGAAAGAUGUCAAAAACAGAGACCAGAUUCUCAAAAUAAUGAUCCAGGGACACAAAUUCAAUGUGUGCUAGUUAGCUAGCUAGUGAACAUUAGCAAUCUCUUUAACAUGCUAACUAGCACACGCUAGCCUAACUUCCCAACAAGCUAGCUAAUGAGCAUUAGCUAUAUACCUAACAAGCUAUCUAUGUGAUUCAUGAUGUAAAUUAUAUAUAUUUUAUUGAACACCCUAUGGUUAAACGUAGUCUACCCUUCUGGAAGUAAGAUCAAUUAUAAAAUCCUCCAACAAAAGCACACAUUCUGUAAUAUGUGUUAUUUGGUUGAUUAAUCACAUGUUGGGAAUCUUAAUUGUUCCGUUCUUGCCUGAAAAAGUGUUCAAUUGAGUAACAGCUUAUCAAAAACAGGUGUCUUUGGCCAGUUAAGGUUGAUAAAGAGGGUGACACUGAGCAAAGUAAUACACUUCUGGUCUAAAACUGAAGUUUAAACGCAGAGUAAGCCAACGUGGAAGCUCCCUACAGCUUGGAUAUAGCGAGGUGUUUCUUUUUAUUGGAUGAUGGAUGAUGUUUCUGAUGGCCCAUAUACUAGACAUGUUUGCAUGGCAGUCAGUCCUAUACACGAGCAAAUGUAAAUAAAAAGGGAAUAUGUUGGUUAGAGUAUAAUAUGCAAACUCUUUUGCUUAACCGAAGACUGUAUAGUCUUAAAGCAAACAUCUCAACUCAAAGGUUUUGCUCGUUUUGUUCUCGGACACAAUGUAAAGUCAGUGUCUUUUAUAAAUGCUCACAUAAGAGAGCCAAAGAAAAGGCUGUGCAUUUACCUCAGCUUGAAGAUGUGAAGAAACACCAUGUAUGUGUCUAAUUUUAUGCUGUGACAUGAAUGUGAAUGUGUGUCUGUCGUUAUUGUGUGUUUGUUAAUGUGUCGACAGUAUUUCCCCCUAAUGUCUGGGGACCGAAGUGAAGCUAUUUGUCGCAAAAGCUAAUUAAUGUGAUGUUGUUAUCAAAAGGGGAAUGUACAAUUGGAUAAUAAAGUGUUAUCUGCUCAUG